AUGGACCCGCCGCGCCCAGUGUGGUUAGACUGUGAUCCAGGUGCGAGGGGGGGCGGGUGGGGAGGGGGAUUGGUUAAUAUUUUCAGGAACAGCCUUCAGUCCCCGUGGCAGUGGCCGUCCGCAGCCAAUCUCGCAGCCAUAGACCCGCCGCGACCGGUGUGGUUAGACUGUGAUCCAGGCCACGAUGACGCCAUGGCUAUCAUUCUUGCCGCCCACACCCCCUCGCUGCACCUGCUUGGCAUCAGCACUGUUCACGGCAACCAAUCAGUGCAGAAAGUGACAAUCAAUGCGAGGCGAGUGCUGCUGAUGUGCGCGCGACCCGACAUUCCUGUGUUCUGCGGGCAAGCAUCCCCCUUCAUGCGCGCCAGGCAGCACUGCACUGAGAUCCACGGGGAGUCGGGGCUAGAUGGGCCUGACUGGGGGGAGGGGGAGGCGCAGGGGGAGGGGGAACGGGGGAAGGGAAAGGGAGGAGGUGCAGGGACGAAGGAGGACGGAGAGGAGAAAGGCAAGAGGGAGGAAACCCCACUAUGGGGGACGGCAGAAGAGGAGGCAGAGGAAGUAGCAGAAAUCAAGAGGGAAACGGGUGGGGGUGGGGUGGAGGGGCGCAAAGAAGGGGACGAAGAUGGGGAUGCGAGGGGAGAAGGGGUGGGGGAGGAGGAAGAUGUGCCGACAGUGACUCACAUGUAUCGCCACAUUCGACAAGCGUUUCUAGAGAGGCAGGCAGCGUUGAGAGAGUGGAAACAGGGGACAGAGCCAAGUGACUCGAACAGCAAGCAAGGGGCAACGAAGGCAGGGGCAGCUGAGGAUGGGCCUUUAGCCAAGAGGAGAAGGGAGGGGGGAAAUGAUCAUGUGAUAGGGGUGAAUGGGGCAAUGGCAGAUGGCGCAAUCACAGACCGGGCAGUGGCAGACGGGGCAGCGGUGGUAAACGGUGGUCCCCCAGCUGCUGACACAGCGCAUGCUGUCGCUGCUGCUGCUGUUGGCACCGCUGUUGGCACUGCUGUUGGUACCACCGCUGCAGUUGUGGGAGGGGAGAAGAAGGAAAUCUGGGAGGGGCGGAGGGAGAGGGUGGCGUUGGUGUGCACAGGCAGUCUCACCAACGCUGCUCUGCUGCUCACCGUGCACCCCCUGGUCAAGAGCAUGAUCGAGAUUGUCCUAAUGGGAGGAGCUCUUGGUCUCGGCAACACUGGCCCAGUAGCGGAGUUCAACAUCCAGUGUGAUCCAGAGGCAGCCUCCAUUGUGUUCAACAGCGGCUGCCCGCUCACAAUGGUACCCCUAGAGCCUGCUUCCAUCUCCCUUCCCUCCAUCUCACCACCCUCUGCCUUACCCCUCGCGUCACUCACACGGCCGUAUCUACCCUCCAGCCGAUGCUCAUGUCCCGUCGCCUCUUUUAAUUGGGACCUCUGCCCCGGCCGUUACCUCCCCCUUGAGGUCACGCACACCGCCCUGCUCUACCUCCCCCUUCAGGUCACGCACACCGCCCUGCUCUACCUCCCCCUUCAGGUCACGCACACCGCCCUGCUCUACCCUCCGUGCCUUGAUGCACUUGCAGUCCGUGCCUUGAUGCACUUGUUCCCUCAUACGUACCCCUCCAUGUGUUGGGCUUUCAACACCUUCCACCUCUACACUCCUUUUGAGGCGCCUCAAAAGGCUUUCAACACCUUCCACCUCUACACUCCUUUUGAGGCGCCUCAAAAGGCUUUCAACACCUUCCACCUCUACACUCCUUUUGAGGCGCCUCAAAAGGCUUUCAACACCUUCCACCUCUACACUCCUUUUGAGGCGCCUCAAAAGGCUUUCAACACCUUCCACCUCUACACUCCUUUUGAGGCGCCUCAAAAGGCUUUCAACACCUUCCACCUCUACACUCCUUUUGAGGCGCCUCAAAAGGCUUUCAACACCUUCCACCUCUACACUCCUUUUGAGGCGCCUCAAAAGGCUUUCAACACCUUCCACCUCUACACUCCUUUUGAGGCGCCUCAAAAGGCUUUCAACACCUUCCACCUCUACACUCCUUUUGAGGCGCCUCAAAAGGCUUUCAACACCUUCCACCUCUACACUCCUUUUGAGGCGCCUCAAAAGGCUUUCAACACCUUCCACCUCUACACUCCUUUUGAGGCGCCUCAAAAGGCUUUCAACACCUUCCACCUCUACACUCCUUUUGAGGCGCCUCAAAAGGCUUUCAACACCUUCCACCUCUACACUCCUUUUGAGGCGCCUCAAAAGGCUUUCAACACCUUCCACCUCUACACUCCUUUUGAGGCGCCUCAAAAGGCUUUCAACACCUUCCACCUCUACACUCCUUUUGAGGCGCCUCAAAAGGCUUUCAACACCUUCCACCUCUACACUCCUUUUGAGGCGCCUCAAAAGGCUUUCAACACCUUCCACCUCUACACUCCUUUUGAGGCGCCUCAAAAGGCUUUCAGCACCUUCCACCUCUACACUCCUCUCCCCUCUGCCUACCCUCUCCCAUUCUCUCCCUCCAACCCCUUUCCCACAUCGCAGUCUCUGCGUUGA
Molecule: messenger RNA, 2514 nt
Organism: Closterium sp. NIES-65
Lineage: Eukaryota; Viridiplantae; Streptophyta; Zygnematophyceae; Desmidiales; Closteriaceae
Source: the annotation of a GenBank genome assembly